AUGGCAUCCCCAUCUUUGUCAAAGGCGCCGCCGCCGCAGCAGCAGGAGCAGCAGGCUACCGUUCCCUCUGUGCAGCUCCCGGUCUCGCAAGGAAGGGUACGCUUUGAUCGGCGAAUGCUCUUGGUGUACGGGUUGUUGCUCUUAGAUGUCGUUGUGAUUGGCAUUACUUCGUUGCAGCAUGUGUGGCAGCCGGCAAAUCUUAUAGACAAGGUCCUCCAGAACCACAGCACUCCGAUGCCUGGAGGACAGCACCAUCACCUUCUCUCUCCGCAGCUGCAUCUUCCUGUAGCUGUUAAGCGGGAGCUGGGGAUGUCAUGCUGCUGCGGCUGGCUGGCUUUAGCAGUAAUGGGUAUUCUCUCAUUGCUCGUCUCAUACACGCCAUCCUCUGUAGUCAAGGGCCGGAAGGCCCCGUCCCCUCCGGCAGUGGAGGGCCGUAAGACGCAUAACUCCUCCUUAUCGACGAGGCGGAGCCGCACUCCAGCUGCUGCGCACGCAGAGGGAUAUAGGGGUGGGUGCAGCUCUUGUGCGCGCACAGCUGACGAAGUGGAGUUGCAAAUUAAGGUGAAGUAUCUUCUCGUGGCGAUCGCGUCCUUCUGUGUCUUCUUCGCCCUCAACCUCACUGUGCAGAUUCACGGGCGUUUCCAGCAGAGCAAAGUGACAGUCGCAGCUCUCAAGAGCUUCACUGCAGACAACACAGCAGUGCCCUCCAUGGGCCGUACAGCUCAAUUAUACGGGGUAGGGCACAGCGAAUUUAAGGGAUUCCCCUUGCAGGAGGGGGGGAGUCAGAGGGAAGCUGAGGCGUCCAGCAGCGCCUCUGUUGCCAAGCAGAACGCAGUAGAGCUGUUUGCUGCAGAGCAGCAGCAGGCAGCAUCGGGUGGUUCGAUAUAUGCGCAAGGCGAAGAGGGCGCUGCGCAGCAGCAGUCUCCGCCGUAUUUCUACUGGCGCGAUUUCUUCUUCUGGACGGAACUCAGCAGGGAAUGCUUCCUAGAUGGAGAAAUCCAACUCUCCAGCUUGUGGGUGGUGCUGCAUGCAGCAGCGCUUAUGGGAGGCCGCGGUUUCCUUCAGUCGCGCUCUGCUGUCGUCGCUGCAGAUUGA
Molecule: messenger RNA, 1095 nt
Organism: Eimeria acervulina
Lineage: Eukaryota; Apicomplexa; Conoidasida; Eucoccidiorida; Eimeriidae
Exons: 1
Coding region: 1-1095 (364 amino acids)
Source: RefSeq, a predicted model, not a curated record